Messenger RNA from Racocetra persica, 438 nucleotides. Lineage: Eukaryota; Fungi; Glomeromycota; Glomeromycetes; Diversisporales; Gigasporaceae. The record is from the annotation of a GenBank genome assembly.
AUGCCACCAACAAAGAAGGUGACAGCUUUUUCGCGUGCUCAGGAGUUUCCUGAAGAUUUUGUAGUAGAUUUCACCAAGCUGAUGUGUCGCUUUUGUGGACGCAGUGUUAAUUAUAAGAAUAAAGCAUAUGUAAUUUCUCAUUUAAAUUUAAAAAUACAUAAAAAAAAUCGAGAAACUUAUCUUAAUAAUAAUCAAAGCACCCAACAACAAACUCUUCCCUCUGCAAUAAAAAUUGCUAAUAUAAAGAGAGAAAUGGUCUAUGAUUUGCUUGAAGCCUGGGUUGGUGCCAAUACCCCACUAGAAAAAUUUGAUAAGUUUCGUGGAUUUUUAGUUAAAUAUUGUCGUAAAGAUGGUAUUAUUCCAGGUUCAAAUGCAUUGAGAAAACAGUAUUUGAUGAAAGUAUUUCAUAAGCAUAUAGAAAAACUUUGGAAUGAAUUU